AUGCCUGUCCCUCCCAUUGCUGAAGAUGCUUUAGAUUUAAUUGGUAACACACCAUUAAUCAAGUUGAAUAGAAUUCCACAAAGCUUUGGUAUUAAAGCCAAGGUUUAUGCUAAGGUUGAAUUAUUCAAUGCAGGUGGUUCUAUUAAGGAUAGAAUUUCCAAAAACAUGGUUUUAGAAGCCGAAAAGCAAGGUAGAAUCAAGCCAGGAUAUACCUUGAUCGAACCUACUUCGGGUAACACCGGUAUUGGUUUGGCCUUGGUAGGUGCCGUUAGAGGGUACAGAACCAUUAUUACAUUACCAGAAAAGAUGUCCAACGAAAAAGUUUCAGUUUUGAAAGCUUUAGGUGCUGAAAUUAUAAGAACUCCAACCGAAGCAGCCUGGGAUGCCCCAGAAUCGCAUAUUGGGGUCGCCAGAAAAUUGGAAAAGGAGAUCCCUAAUUCUGUUAUCUUAGACCAGUAUUCGAAUGAGGCUAACCCUAAUGCUCAUUAUUACGGUACAGGUUAUGAAAUUUGGGAGCAAACUAAUGGUAAGGUUACCCACUUAAUAGCUGGUGCGGGUACUGGUGGUACUAUUACCGGUAUUUCCAAGUACUUGAAGGAAAAGAAUUCAAAUAUUAAAAUUAUUGGUGCCGAUCCAAAGGGUUCUAUUUUAGCUGUACCAGAAUCUUUAAAUGAUACAAGUGAAGGUUACUUAGUUGAAGGUAUUGGUUACGACUUUAUCCCUGAUGUUUUAAAGAGAGACAGGGUUGACUCCUGGAUCAAAACCGAUGAUUCUGAAUCUUUCAAAUUAGCAAGAAGAAUUAUUAGAGAAGAAGGUAUUUUAGUUGGUGGUUCGUCGGGUUCUGCAUUACAAGCCGCAUUAGAAGUUGCCAAGGAUUUAACUGAAGACGAUACCGUUGUUGUCGUUUUCCCUGAUUCAAUCAGAUCUUACUUAACCAAGUUUGCCGAUGAUGAAUGGAUGACUACUAACGGGUUCCCUAUAGAAGAAAAUGAAAGUGCAUCCCACAAAUCUGAUGAAGUCUUGAAUACGACAACUAUCAAGGAUUUGGUUUCUGGUAAGGCACCAGUUGUUACUGUUACAUUAUCUGAUACUGUUGGCAAAACUUUUGAUUUAUUACAAACUAAUGGCUUCGAUCAAUUACCAGUUUUGAACAACUCAGGUAAAUUAGUUGGAUUAAUCACUUUAUCUAAGAUUUUGAAAUCUCUUUCUACCAAGAAGGUCCAAAUCACUAAUUCUAUUUCGUCAAUUAUUAUUGAUUUCAGAAAAUUAGCUGAUUUUGAAAAAUCCUUCACAAUUACCAAGAAGUCUGGUUUCACUAAGAGAAGUUACGAACCAAUUACAAUGGAUACAUCGUUAGCCUUAUUAAACAAAUUCUUCGAAACCAACUCCAACGCCAUUGUGACUGAUGCGGAUUACAAGCCAGUCCAAAUUGUUACGAAGGUUGAUUUAAUCUCGUACUUGACAAAAAUCUUAUAA
Messenger RNA from Debaryomyces hansenii CBS767, 1476 nucleotides. RefSeq names its product cystathionine beta-synthase (gene CYS4). Lineage: Eukaryota; Fungi; Ascomycota; Pichiomycetes; Serinales; Debaryomycetaceae. Gene Ontology annotation, cellular component: cytoplasm. The record is from RefSeq and is a predicted model, not a curated record. Bases 1 to 1476 code for a protein of 491 amino acids. Gene Ontology annotation, molecular function: cystathionine beta-synthase activity; cysteine synthase activity. The transcript has a single exon.